Messenger RNA from Cavia porcellus (domestic guinea pig), 2318 nucleotides. Its product is annotated as leukocyte immunoglobulin-like receptor subfamily A member 3. The transcript is spliced from 11 exons. NCBI's taxonomy places the organism in Eukaryota, Metazoa, Chordata, Mammalia, Rodentia, Caviidae. Bases 342 to 2147 code for a protein of 601 amino acids. Gene Ontology annotation, molecular function: inhibitory MHC class I receptor activity. Gene Ontology annotation, biological process: cytokine-mediated signaling pathway. The record is from RefSeq and is a predicted model, not a curated record. Gene Ontology annotation, cellular component: plasma membrane.
GAAGGACCAGCCCAAGGUGACCUUGCUCUGGAAGGGGCGGCUCCAGGGGUAUUUCCUGCUGAGUGCUGGCCUCAGGGAGGUGAGGACAGAGCAGAAAGACAGUGGAUGGGGCAGGGGAACCCUGAUUGCUGCUUGAAGAAAACCUGUAUCUUGCCAGGCUUCAGCCUUGAGAAAACCACAGCCAGACCCUGGGCAGGCAGUUCCUCUUCUCAUAAGAAGCUGAUGUGACAAUCCUGUGACUCAAGGACCCACCAGUGAAGUAGCCACACCCUGUGUGUGUGGCCUGCCAGGCACUGUGGUCUUGUCCAGCUACACAGCCGGGGCCGGGAGUUGCAGACACCAUGACCCUGACUCUCACAGCCCUGCUCUGCCUGGGGCUGAGUCUGGGCCCCAGGACCCCAGUGCAGGCAGGGACCCUGCCCAAACCCAGGCUCUGGGCUGAGCCAGGACCUGUGAUACCACGAGGGAAAGCUGUGACCCUCUGGUGUGAGGGGACCUGGGGGGCCCAAGAUUAUGGUCUGUACAAAGAGGGAAGCCAAGUAUACUGGACAAGACCAACACCACUGGCACUCAAGAACAUGGCCAAGCUCUCCAUCCCAUCGGUGACAGAGCACCAUGCAGGGCUACAUCGCUGUUACUAUCACAGCCCUGCUGGCUCGUCAGAGCCCAGUGAGCCCCUGGAGCUGGUGGUGACAGGAGUCUACAGCAAGCCCAGCCUCUCAGCCCUGCCCAGCCCUGUGGUGACCUCAGGAGGGAACGUGACCCUCUGGUGUCACUCAAGGCUGGGAUUUCACAGGUUCAUUGUGACUAAGGAAGGAGGAGACCAGCUUUCCUGGACUCUGAACUCACAGCCAGGCCCCAUUGGGCAGGUCCAGGCCCUGUUCCACGUGGGCAGGAUAAACUCCAGCCAGAGGUGGACCUUCAGAUGCUAUGGCUGUUCCGGGAGUCCACCCCAGGUGUGCUCAGAGCCCAGCGACGCCCUGGUGCUCCUGGUUCCAGGGCUGUCCAAGAAGCCCUCCCUCCUGACCCUACACGGACCCAUCCUGGUCCCUCAACACAGCCUGAUUCUCCAGUGUCACUCUGACUUCGCCUAUGACAGAUUCACUCUGCACAAGGAGGGAGCAGGUGACCUCCUUCAGCGCUCCAGCAGGCAGCCCCAGGCUGGGAUCUCUCAGGCCAACUUUACACUGGGCCCUAGAAGCAGCUCCCAUGGAGGCCGAUACAGAUGCUACGGUGGACACAGCCUCUCUUCCGAGUGGUCAGCCCCCAGUGACCCCCUGGACAUCCUGAUCGCAGGACAGCUCCCUGCCACACCUUCUCUCUUGGUGGAGCCAGGACCCACAGUGUCCUCAGGAGAGAACGUGACCCUGCUGUGUCAGUCACGGAGCCCCAUGGACACUUUCCUUCUGUCCAAGGAGGGGGCAGCCAAUGCCCCACUACGUCUGAGAUCAGAGUCCCGAGUUUACCCGUACCAGGCAAAAUUCUUCAUGGGAGCUGCAAGCUCAGCCCUCGAGGGGACCUACAGGUGCUAUGGCUCUCGGGACUCAGCUCCAUAUCUGUUGUCACAGCCCAGUGAGCUCCUGGAGCUCGUGGUCUCAGGAGGCCCUGAGGAUCUGUCCGUCACGCCCACCAAGCCAGGACCCCAGCAUGGACUGAGAAGGCACCUGAAGGUUCUCAUCAUUGUCUUGGUGGCCUUUGUCCUGCUGUUGCUCCUCCUCCUCUUCUUUGUCCUCCGUUGCCAUCAUCAGGGCAAAAGCAGAAAGGCGGGGGCCAUGGGGCCAGCGCCCCAGGACAGAAGCCUGCAGAAGAGGUCAUUCCUGCACAAGGACUCCCCUGCCUGCUGUCCUCACAGACUCUUGACACUCCCGUGUUGCCCCAGCUCCAGCCAAGCCACUACAGCCCAAGAAGAAAACCUCUAUGCCACCAUGAAGGACACAGAGCCUGAGGACAGGGUGGAGCUGGAUGCUCAGGCUGCUGACCGUGAGGGUCCUCAGGAUGUGACCUAUGCCCAGCUGUGCAACUGGACGCUCAGACAGGAGACAGCUGCACCACCUUCCUCUCAGGUCAGGGCCCUCCAAGAGGAGCCCAGUAUAUACGCUUCCCUGGCAUCCACUCGUACAGGACCCAUCCCAAAGGAGACUAAGUGAUGCCUCAGCCACGGACACCAAAUUUAGAGACCUCCAGAGAUUCUGGAACUUUCUGAGACUCACCUGACCCUGCAGUCAGAGAUGUCUGUGUGUUACAGAAAAACCAGUAUCAAACUGAGUGGAAGACUCUGCAUAGAGGAGUUAAAAGACACCUUGUUUAUUCUGCUAGCA